UCCUCUGCCCUGCUCUCGUCUUUAAACGCUGCAAAUAAGUUCACGGGGCCCUCUCCUCCGGCUGUGGUGCGUGUGAACCCGAGGCUGGCAGAGAAGCAACGGCGUUGCGGGACCCUAUUUCCAAGUGCAGCACCGCUUUGCGAUGCAUUGUAUGAUGCGCCAGUGGUUUCGGUAUCACGCCCACUGGGUCGAGGCUAUAGCAGCUCUCCGCCCGGGCCGAAUUUGACAGGGGCGUCGCCUCCACACGUUGACGUCUGCGGCUGGAGCGCAAAGGAAUUCGCCCGUCAACCAUGUGGGCUUGCAGAAGAGGUGGACGAGAGGGUACUCCAUGCGGCCUUUAUUCCCUUUGGUGACAUCACAGAUAUCCAGAUCCCACUGGACUAUGAGACAGAAAAGCAUCGUGGCUUCGCUUUCAUUGAAUUUGAACUGGCCGAGGAUGCUGCAGCAGCAAUUGACAACAUGAAUGAAUCUGAGCUUUUUGGAAGGACGAUUCGCGUCAACCUGGCCAAACCAAUGAGGAUUAAGGAAGGAUCCUCCCGGCCAGUCUGGUCAGAUGAUGAUUGGUUGAAGAAGUUUUCUGGAAAGACACUUGAAGAGAACGUGGAAGAAGAAGGGGCAGAGCCUGCCAAAACAGAGGCCCAGGAGGGCGAGCCUCCAGCAAAGAAAUCAAGGGCAAACCCUCAGGUUUACAUGGACAUCAAGAUUGGCAAUAAGCCUGCUGGCCGCAUAAACAUCCUCUUGAGAUCGGAUAUCGUACCCAUGACCACAGAGAACUUCCGCUGUCUGUGCACACACGAGAAGGGAUUUGGCUUUAAGGGGAGCAGCUUCCAUCGUGUGAUCCCCCAGUUCAUGUGCCAAGCUGGCGACUUCACCAACCACAAUGGCACAGGGGGGAAAUCAAUCUAUGGGAAGAAAUUUGAUGAUGAAAACUUCAUUCUGAAGCACACGGGGCCAGGCACACUGUCCAUGGCCAACUCUGGCCCCAACACCAACGGAUCUCAGUUCUUCAUCACUUGCGAUAAGACUGAUUGGUUGGACGGGAAACACGUUGUGUUUGGAGAGGUUACAGAGGGGAUGGAUGUGAUGCGGCAGAUAGAGGCUCAAGGCACCAAAGAUGGAAAACCAAAGCAAAAAGUGAUCAUCUCAGACUGUGGUGAAUAUGUGUGAAUAGCCACACAAGAGGAAAAGAAAGUGGAAAGAACAUGCAGAAAGGAACAAAGAUGGUCCCUUCUGCCCAAACAGCUUCUUGGAGCCCUUUGAGCACCAUGGGAGCAAACUGAGGCUUGUUUUACUCUGAGGCAAGAGCAUCAGGAGGAGUGCCUGGACCAAACAAGAUCAUGUAAAUAUUCAGCCAUGUGUGGGAGGUGUCCUUCUCAUUUGGAACAGCCAAUUUGACAGAGCUGUGUUUUUUGUACUGAACUUGACCAGCACAUAAAAAAUAAAUUGUAGAUAAUCUUUUAAA
Heteronotia binoei (common prickly gecko) is the source of this 1462-nucleotide messenger RNA. It is a transcript of the gene PPIE, whose product is annotated as peptidylprolyl isomerase E. Gene Ontology annotation, biological process: protein folding; protein peptidyl-prolyl isomerization. The coding region runs from base 460 to 1167 and encodes 235 amino acids. The transcript is spliced from 10 exons. Gene Ontology annotation, molecular function: RNA binding; peptidyl-prolyl cis-trans isomerase activity. The record is from RefSeq and is a predicted model, not a curated record. Lineage: Eukaryota; Metazoa; Chordata; Lepidosauria; Squamata; Gekkonidae. Gene Ontology annotation, cellular component: intracellular membrane-bounded organelle.